Messenger RNA from Aspergillus mulundensis, 1011 nucleotides. RefSeq names its product ATP11 family protein. Gene Ontology annotation, cellular component: mitochondrion. The record is from RefSeq and is a predicted model, not a curated record. The coding region runs from base 1 to 1011 and encodes 336 amino acids. Gene Ontology annotation, biological process: mitochondrial proton-transporting ATP synthase complex assembly. Lineage: Eukaryota; Fungi; Ascomycota; Eurotiomycetes; Eurotiales; Aspergillaceae. The transcript is spliced from 2 exons.
AUGGCGUCUGUCCGGUCCUUCGCCUUCCAAUCCCUCUCGCGGAACCGCACCCCAUUUAUCCGCUCUCAACAACGCCGAUGGGCUCAAGUCCACGAUGUUCGCUUCCUCGCAACCCACCGCGAUCCCAACCAGGUCCUCGAUAGAUACCGAUCGAAGCUCAACCAAAAGGCCCAGCAGGAGGGCUUCGAGUCCGUCGAAUCCCUAAAACAAGCGCACCAAGAAAAGAUUGACAAGCUGCGCCGCGAAGCAUCAACAAUCCUCACCCCGGAACCCCCAAAGCCCUCCGCAAAGCCACACACACCCCCUCCGCCUCCAACUCCCCAAUCCUCCGCACAAUCACAAGUCGCCGCAGCCGCCAAAUCCGCCUCCUCAACCGGCAUCAAACCCCUCAGUUCCUUCCUAGACGUCGAGAAAGUCCGCGCCCUCCCCCCGAAGGAAAUCGAAGCUAUCUGGCGUCUCCGCCACGCCUCGAACCCGACUUCCAUAUGCGCUGUGAUUCCGGUGGAAACAUACCAGCGCAUUGUCUCCGCUGCGCGCCAGAACCCGCAGUUUAUUCUCCCGCUUCCCCGCUCCGCUUCCGAGUCGCAAGGUGCGGAGCCUAGCGCCCCCGCGGCCGAGGAGCAGGGCGGUGCGGAUAUCCAUUUCCUACAAUGGGCUUUCCACCCGCCUGCGUCGGCUCCCUCGGCCGUUAACUCGCAUACUUCGACCGUGAUCUUUACCCCGCUGGCGGCGUACAAGCUGCAUGGUGCUUAUGCGCAGCCGCAUACGACCAUCACGCACCAUCUGGACCUUGCGGAUGAGAAAGGGUUGGUUCUUAUGCACGGUCAGGUUAUGCCUGAUUCUGGGGUGUCGACAACCGAGGCUACGUGGCUGGUUAGCUGCGUGCAGCGUUUCUAUGAUUUCGGUGGCCAGGCGAGUGGGCGGAAGGGCGAGCUGCUGCGCAUGUUCACCCAGGGUGAUGUGCAGAACUUUAAGAUUGAAGAGUUGAUGGCCGAGGCGGAGAAGUUGUAG